AUGCCUGCAACAACAGGUUCCGUAAAAUCACUUAUCAAGAAGCUGCUUUUCCAUUCAUCCUCCAUAGCUGCGCCAAAAAUCUCCCCUCGUCAAUUUUCCGUCAACGCUACGAUUAGGCCCGCGGACUCCACUCGUCGGAACAAAAGCAAAAGAGAGACUCAGAAGCAGAAGCAGAAGGCGGAGUUGCUGUUGAAGAGACGGACGCGGUCGGCGAGGGAGCUUGACGAGGAAGGAUUCGAGAAGCAGUACCGAAAUGACAAGUCUGCCCAUGUCCCCGUCAUGCUCGGCGAAGUGCUUGACGCCUUUGCCUCGGUACCCCUGAAAUCCUUCGUCGACUGUACUCUCGGCGCGGGCGGCCACUCAGCCGCGAUAAUUGAGGCACACCCUGAGAUGGAACUUUACGUUGGAUUAGACGUUGAUCCUAUUGCCCAUGAGAUAGCUCAAACUCGAAUCAAUGGCAUAUUGGAAAAAGAUUCUGGCCUAUCUAGAGCAACCCUACGAGUACAUACUCACUUGAAGAACUUCAAAAAUAUUAAAUCUGUGCUUCAAGAUAUUGAUGGGAAUCCUUUGAUUCCUCGUGUUCAAGGAAUCUUGAUGGACUUGGGAAUGUCGUCAAUGCAGGUAAACAAUUCGGAAAGAGGGUUUAGUGUACUAUGUGAUGGACCUCUAGAUAUGCGGAUGAAUCCUCAGACUAGUUUGAAAGCAGAAGACAUUUUAAAUUUAUGGCCAGAUGCUGAAGUGGGUCGGAUUUUGCGGGACUACGGCGAAGAGAGCAACUGGUUCUCUCUCCAAAAGAAAAUCAUCAGGGCUCGAUCAACUGGCGGACUGCAUUCGACACGCGAACUGGUUGACCUCAUUCGUAGCUCAACUUCUUGGACAAGAGGAGGGAGACAAGGCUGGAUAAAGACCGCGACACGUGUGUUUCAAGCCUUGAGGAUAGCUGUGAACGAUGAGCUAAACAUUCUGAAAGAUUCCAUCUACACGUGUUUCGGUUGUCUUGCCUCAGGAGGAAGGCUGGCGGUCAUAACAUUCCACAGCUUGGAGGACAGAAUCGUGAAGCAGUCGUUUCUGGACAUAAUUAACCAAGGUGCUGAUGGAGGUAAUGAUAAGAACAGCAAAGAGAGGCAUUUGGUGAGUAAUAGUUCCGAGAAACUCAUUUCCUACGAUGAAAACGAGGCAUGGAUAAAGCAGAUGGUGUGUGGACCGAAUGCAUGUGUCCUGACAAAGAGGCCGAUAACGCCGUGCGAGUUGGAGGAGAGGCUGAACCCGAGGAGCCGCAGUGCUAAACUGAGGGUGAUUGAGAAGGUGUGA
Molecule: messenger RNA, 1311 nt
Organism: Striga hermonthica
Lineage: Eukaryota; Viridiplantae; Streptophyta; Magnoliopsida; Lamiales; Orobanchaceae
Source: the annotation of a GenBank genome assembly